AUGAACCGCACCAAACUUGGUUCCUGUUGUACCGUAUGUACAUGUCAUCCCAUCUUCAGCUCAAUGACCGACAAUAACAUGGACCAGGUUCAAAUCAAGCUAGAGAGCCUGGAAAAGAACCACAAGGCGAGGUAUGCAAUUGACCUGCAUAAAACAGCUUACCUAUGCUCCGAGGGAGAAACCGUCAUCUUUUCCGUGUACGACAACUCUGAGAAAACUAUCAGCAGACAUGGCUCCUUCACCCUCCAACAAUUUUCGGGAGCAGGCACCGGAACUAGUAUGAGUACUGUCCCUUGGAGAGCCCUUCAAAUGAAGCUGGUAGUCAAAACCGCUUCAAACACUUUCCUGAUGAAGAUGUCUAAUGGUUUGAUUUUCAUCAUCAAUGGAGAUGCGUCGAGCCAUUUGAUAAGCAGCAUUGGUGAAAAGCUUCUCUGUGAAGUAAUGACUCUCCACUACUCUCAGAGACUUGUGGGCUUAUCCAAAGUGCGGUUAAACGGGGACUUUGACUUCACGCUCGUCACCAAAGAAGGAACCAUCCCCAUCCACUCUGUCGUGUUCAAGGCCUCUCUACCCUUUUUUGCUGCAAUGAUCGACGCUAACAUGAUCGAUUCGCGCGAGAAACGGCUUGAAAUCCCAUAUCCACAUGCGUGGGUGGAGGUCAUGGUGUCGUAUUUCUACGGGGAGCCGUUCGAGGCGGAGUUUGAACAAGCUACCGGGUUGCUGGUCCUGGCUGACGUCUAUGAUAUCCCCGAACUGCGACAUCUUGCAGUGUUCAGGAUCAAGACCGAGGAGUUGGACAUGACAAAGUGUCUGACUGGGUGGAGGAACGCGUUUGAAGCACAGAACGAGCAGAUGCGGGAAUAUUUUGCUGCUUUUGCGAGAGACCAGUGGAACGAGUUAGAGCAUGUUGCUGAGCCCUUGUAUGGAAUGCCCAAGCAAGAGGUGGUGGAGUUCAUGUUGGAUGUUUCCAAGGCCAAGAUUGAUAAGCUGGGUCUGAAUGAUUGA
Yarrowia lipolytica CLIB122 is the source of this 1005-nucleotide messenger RNA. RefSeq lists its product as uncharacterized. The record is from RefSeq and is a predicted model, not a curated record. Gene Ontology annotation, molecular function: protein binding. Lineage: Eukaryota; Fungi; Ascomycota; Dipodascomycetes; Dipodascales.